Molecule: messenger RNA, 738 nt
Organism: Aegilops tauschii subsp. strangulata
Lineage: Eukaryota; Viridiplantae; Streptophyta; Magnoliopsida; Poales; Poaceae
Source: RefSeq, a predicted model, not a curated record
GAUGAUGAUCACAACUUAGUGCAGUGCCUCAUGCUAGCUUGCAUGAGUCCAGGGCUUCAAAAACGUUUUGAAUUCCAUAAAGCCCGUGAUAUGAUCCGGGAAUUGGAUGCUCUGUACAAGGAAACCGCAAAGUCUGAACGAUAUGAUAUCAUGAAGGCUUUGAUGGAUUGCAAGAUGGCUGAGGGUAGUUCAGUUGGCGAACACGUGGUCAAAAUGAUUGGCUAUUCUGAAAGGCUUAAAGCCCUAGAAUUUCCACUUCCACCUGGCCAUAUGAUGGACAUGUUGCUUUCUUCACUCCCCCCGUCUUACGACGGUUUUGUCAUGAACUACAACAUGACAGGGAUGGAGAAGACACCGGAAGAGGUGCUCGCCAUGCUGAAAACUACAGAAGGAGGACUGCGGAAAAAUCGCAAGCAAGUGUUGCUUGUGAAUAAAAUCGCCAGUUUCAAAAAGAAGAAAGGCAAGCCAAAGAAGGGCAAGGGCACCGGUAAGACCGGCUCCAAAAGCAACUCUAAGGGCGGAGCCAAGAAUGAAACUGAGUGCUUCUACUGCAAGGGCACAGGACACUGGAAGAGAAACUGCAAGAAGUAUCUGGAAGAUAAGAAGACCGGGAAAACCGGAAAAGGGACUUCAGAAGGUGCGCAAGCUAGCAAAGAAUGAAGUCGUGAUGCGCGUCGGGAACGGCGCUGGGAUCGCCGCUCAAGCCGUCGGCAUUAUGCCUCUACGUCUCCCUUCAGG